Molecule: messenger RNA, 1491 nt
Organism: Lynx canadensis (Canada lynx)
Lineage: Eukaryota; Metazoa; Chordata; Mammalia; Carnivora; Felidae
Gene: ZCCHC18
Product: zinc finger CCHC-type containing 18
Cellular component (GO): nucleus
Source: RefSeq, a predicted model, not a curated record
AUGGCUAGCAUCAUUGCAUGUGUGGGUAACAGCCAGAGGCAAAACACACCCUGGCCACCUUGGGCCCAUUCAAUUUUGAGGUCUCUGGGGAGGAGUCUUAGUCCUUUAAGUGUCAACAUGGCAGAAAGAAAUGUGAAAUUGUUCUCAGGGAGAGUGGUGCCAGCCCAAGGGGAAGAAACCUUUGAAAUGAUCCAAGUCAAUGGGGUCCUGCCCAAUUGGAGUAUGUCUGAGGAGGAAAAGCUCAAGUGCUUGAUGAAAACCUUUAGGGGCCCUGCCAGGGAGGUCAUGCGUUUGCUCCAGGCUGCCAACCCCAAUCUAAGAGUGGCUGAUUUCUUGUGGGCAAUGAAAUUGGUGUUUGGGGAGUCUGAAAGCAGUGUCGCUGCCCAUGGUAAAUUUUUUAACACUCUGUAGGCACAAGAGAAAGCCUCCCUUUAUGUGAUUCUUUUAGAAGUGCAGCUUCAGAAUGCUAUUCACGCAGGGAUCAUAGCUCAGAAAGAUGCAAACCAGACUUGCCUGCACCAGCUACUUUUAGGAGCUGAGCUGAAUAUGGACCUGCAUUUUAAGCUGAAACAUCUUCUUAAGAUGUAUGCAAAUGAUCAAGAGCAUCGUCCUAAUUUUUUGGAGUUAAUCAAGAUGAUAAGGGAGGAAGGGGAUUGGAAUGACACUUUUAUGAAACCGAAGAGACUCAAAAGGUCUGGGCUAAUCUUGGAGAGGGCAGCAAGCCACAUGGCAUUUCAGGGCUUUCAGCCAAUAGCAAUCAGCAAUGAUGACUGCAAUGUGAUAAAGGUAGAUGAUACUCUUGAUGACUCAAAUGAGGAUGUGAUCCUAGUUGAGUCUCAGGACCCUCCACUUACAUCCAUGGAUGUCCCUCCUCUCAGAGGCAGGACCAGAUGUCUGGAUCAAAUAGUGGUCAUUGAUUCUUCCAGCAGUUCUGUGGCUCAAUCUCCUUCUACCAGUGGGGGUUCUGGGUAUAAGAAUGAUGGUCCUGGGGAUAUGCGUAGAGCCAGGAAGCGAAAAUACACGGUCUUCUGUUCAUAUUGCGGUGAGGAGGGCCACUCAAAGGAAACCUGUGACAGUGAGAGCAACAAGGCUGAGGUGUUUGAGAAUCUGAUCAUCAUUCUGCAGGAGCUGACACAUACAGAAAAGGAGAGGUCAAAAGAAGUCCCUAGCAGACACAAUGACCUCUCUGGGCCUCUAGAUGCUUUCUUCUGCCUCCGCCUGGCUCCUCAAAGUCAACAGCCAUUGUUUGCCUUUGAAUGGACUGAGUCCAUUACAGGGCGCCAGCUGCAGCUGACCUGGACACAACUUCCCCAAGGCUUCAAGAACUUGCCCACUCUUUUUGGAGUUAAGAAGGCCAACUCAGAAGAACCCACAACCUGGCAAAGUGAUCCAGAUCCAGUCAACCUGCUUAAACUGACCCUCAAAAAGACACUGGCCCCUGAGACCUUCAGCCCUACUCCUGCCACACCCCAGAAGCUGGCUGGCCUGUGA